UCACUGCACGUCUGCACCACCACACGCAGCGAAACGCCUCGCUCGCCCGCUGCGAAGAGAGCGAGAUCCGAGAUGAGGCAGCUGAUCCGGCGGCUCUCCCGCGUCGGCGACUGCGCGUCGUCGUCGUCGUCGUCUCCGCGGCGCGGUGGCGGGAAGAAGGCGCGCGCGGGGACGCCGGAGGGGCACGUGCCGGUGUACGUCGGGGGCGGCGGCGAGGCCGAGGAGGCGGUGGAGCGGUUCGUGGUGCGCGCGGAGCUGCUGGGCGCGCCGGCGCUGGCGGAGCUGCUCGGCCGCGCCGCGCAGGAGUACGGGUACCGCCACCAGGGCCCGAUCCGCAUCCCCUGCCCCGUCGCCGUCUUCCGCCGCGCGCUCGCCACGGUGGCCGGCGACGACGACGACGACGAGGAGGUUGAGGAUGAUGGCGCUCGUAGCCAGUCGCCUAGUCCCGGCCGCCGCGCUAGCUAGCUUCUAAGAUGCUAGAUGCUGGUUGGGCUCGUGGGCCUGGGCCUAGGGGUGUAACUAAAUUAGCCCUGAAUUUUGAGGAUUACUGGGCUUAAUUUCUAAGGUCUUAUCUCUUUUUUCCCCCCAUGUUACUACCUUGGCAGUUGGCACUUGGCAGCUUGGCUCCUUCUUUGAUGUUAUCGUGAUAAGCUGAAAAGGGUCAAGGAUGUAGCUUGCAUGAGCAUGAACUACUCUCAUGCAUGCUAGCUGCCUAGCUUCAACAGCAUAUUUUGUGUAACGAAGUAUAUAUACUAUAUGAAGGAUUAAGUUGACUCUUUGCUGAA
Molecule: messenger RNA, 785 nt
Organism: Panicum virgatum (switchgrass)
Lineage: Eukaryota; Viridiplantae; Streptophyta; Magnoliopsida; Poales; Poaceae
Product: auxin-responsive protein SAUR71-like
Exons: 1
Coding region: 73-465 (130 amino acids)
Biological process (GO): response to auxin
Source: RefSeq, a predicted model, not a curated record